CUUCGCGUGGCGCAAAACCGAUGGGUCACUAAAUUGGUGCCAGCAGAGACACCGACAGGAGAGAUACACGCUGCUCGCUUCUGAGCAGAGCAUCCGGUGAGACGCAGAGAAGGAACACACUCAGGCAGAAAAGAGCACACAUACAGGCAUAGAGCCCUUCAAGCCGGCAAGAUCACGUAGACAAAAAGACAGCAAUAGUGAGUGCUGCAUGCUUGGCUGCCCCUGGCGGUCCUAUCUGCCGGCUCGUAUGCACUCCCGCGCAGCUCAAGACGCCUCCGUACGCAAGCCUACCGCUCACUCUCUCGCUCGCACAUGCAAUGCAGCCCCCUCUCAAAUGUGUGCAUGGCUGUGCAUUCAGGCCUGCUGCCCCUCAAGUGCUGCCCGCCACUUCGCCAGCAGCAGGCUGCGGCCGUAUCUUUGUGGAUGUCUUGGCCUGCCGUUUGACCUCUUCUCUGCUCUUCGCGACCUGGGACUUGCCGUCGCCCGCACGACACCCGAAUAUUGCCCAAGAUUGCCCACUUCUCACCCUUCAGCCAUCAGCAGUGGGAACUGAUGACCUGCACCACACACAGACAGAUCAAACAUGUCUUCACUGGAUGGAUGGAUGGAUGGAUGGAUGUGGUGGCUCACUGACUGACCACAUGGCGUCUUGUUGGCCGCCGAUGAGCUACCAGCAGCAGCGGCAGAUGAGGAGGCCGCCAUCACCGAACCAACACGCCUGCAGUGAUUGAUGAGCCGACAAGACACGGAGAGAGGUGCACAGAUGUGUCAACGCAUUGAGGUGACUGAACGGGUCAGGGAGUGUGUGGCCUCCCUCUCAACUCUGCUAUCUGUCAGCUGAGCGGCCCGCCAUCCCACCACAUCAGUCGACAGGGCGGCGGUGUGACGGAUGACUCCGCUGAUUCGCUAAGCCGUUCUCUCAGCCGAAUGCCCCACACUCCCCAAUGCACAGCUGUCCGAAAGGAGAAAAGGCCGCCAAGGACUCGUAGGGCUCAGGGUUUAAACCCUACCCUGUCACCCUCUUCAGCGCCCUGCCCCACCCCGGGUCUGCCAAUUGGCUCCUUGUCAGCCUUGGUCACGGCCCACUGCACGAGAUCUGUCAGCUGUCCCCUCUCUCUGUCGGCACACAGGCGGCUGCUGGCGGCACAGGCAGGUGCGCAAUUGAGGCGGACGUCAUGCACACGGUGGGCACGUGACACGCCGAGAUGAUGCAUGUGCUGUCUGGACGGUUGGUGCUUGGAUCUGUGUGUGGUGUGCUGCAGACGUCGUGCUGUGUGUGAGGUGCAGAGCGGUGUGACAAAGGAGUGAGGGCACUCCAACAACUG
Vitrella brassicaformis is the source of this 1325-nucleotide messenger RNA. The record is from the annotation of a GenBank genome assembly. NCBI's taxonomy places the organism in Eukaryota, Vitrellaceae.